AUGGACUAUAAGCAAGUUUGGAGAAAUUUCUCUCUCCUUCACCUCAUCCCCUAUUCUGAAGGUGAAACCAUGAUCUGUGUGCUGGAUUUCAAGCGAGAGGCGGGGCUUUGGCAUGCAGUUCUUGCGGCUGUGUUCAAUGGAAUGCGAGUAGUAUUUGUACCGUAUUCUUUGAUGAAAAUCAAUCCAGCAAGUUGGAUGCUUAUGGCGACGAAGUUGCAAGCUUCCGUUGCUUUGGUAAAGUCGCGAGAUCUUCAUUGGGGUCUCUUAGCCACUCGCGAUCACAAAGAUGUCAACUUAUCCUCUCUCAAAUCCUUACUAGUAGCUGAUGGAGCAAACCCGUGGUCACUGUCAUCUUGCGAUCAGUUUGCUGCUACAUUUGCCGCACAUGGGCUAAGACCUGAGGCGAUGUGUCCAUGUUCCGGGAGUUCGGAAACGGGAACAAUCUCCUUGAGAAAGCGUACCUCAAGUGGAAGUGGUAGCAGUGGACGAGGAAUUUUGUCAAUGGCUGCAUUGAGUCAUUCAGUUGUCAGAGUAGAUAAGGAAAACUCACUCACGAGCUUGACACUGCAGGAUGCCGGUCAAGUUAUACCUGGCGGUUCUGUGGUUGUUGUGAAACAAACGGGUUUACCGAGCGUAUCUACUGCUGAACCACUGGGCGCAGACGAUAGGCCUCUAGGACCAAGACGUUACGUAAGAAGCGGAUUGAUUGGGUUCAUGGGCCCUGAUGGUCUUGUCUUCGUUGUUGGUCGUCGCACUGCUCAGCUUAGCGUGUCUGGACUUGCCGAGCAGAAACCGGGUGCUAGUGAAGAGGAUGCGUUUACCGUGAGUAUUUCGAAUUUGCAGGUGCAAGGUAUUUGCAGCAUGAACGUUUGGAUGUCAAGAGUUUUGCAAGCUGUUGAUGCAAUACAUCAAGUAGGGAUAUAUUGCUUGGCACUUGUUCCAGCCAACCAGUUACCAAAGACGCCUUUGGGUGGUAUCCACGUAUCCGAGACGAGGCAACGGUUUGAAGCUGGAGAGCUGCAUCCAUCAACACUUCUGAUGUGCCCGCAUAGUUGUGUGAUAAAUCUGCCCAAGCCAAGGGAAGUACAACCAGACAUUGGUCCAGCAUCGAUGCUUGUGGGGAACCUCGUUCAAGGUGUUAGAAUAGCUGGAGCACAAGGACGAAGUUUGGCGCAAGAAGAUGACAUGAAUCUUCUCGAAAUUCUUCGCUCAAGGGCUUCAUCUUCACCGGAUCACAAAUUGUUCACUCUUGUCACUGCAAAAAAUCCUGAACAUGACACAGCGACCUGUGCCAGUCUACUGAAGUUUGCGUUAUCUGUUUACUUUGAAAUUCGGUUCUUAUAA
Molecule: messenger RNA, 1344 nt
Organism: Cylicostephanus goldi
Lineage: Eukaryota; Metazoa; Nematoda; Chromadorea; Rhabditida; Strongylidae
Source: the annotation of a GenBank genome assembly